CGCUGCAGGCUGAAAGCAACAGCGAGCUCUCAGCUGCUCGCAGUCCUGCUCAGUCCUGCGCUGGUAACGCUGAACUGGCGGCUGCAACUGCGAGAAACUUUUAGUCAUUUUUUUCCUUUCUGCUUUUUGUUGAAGAUGACCUAACUUCGAAAGAGCCUCUGCUGGCCAGGGAUCGGCUCAAGUGUGUCUACCUCCUCCUCAACCACAACCAUCAUCAGCACUUGAAGACUGCGCUUCAGAUGGGAGGUCACCAACCGGUCAUCUGUUCAGCCCAAAUGCACUAUCUGCCCUCCUGCCCCGUCUAAGAUGGCUGCCUCUGGCCUUCUUCUGCAUCCCAACAGACUGGAGCAGAGCUGCGUGUUACCAUGGUGAUCAUUUUCUUGAAAACACUGGAAAAGAAGAAGGGUGUCAAUGAUGUAAGGUCCAAGAACACCGAGAGACGGCUGCGUGACCUCCACACCAUGAGCAGAGGGACCACCCUCUUCUCCUGUGGAACUGUGGAGGCGGAUAGGUGGCUGGACUUGGGGCAAAGCUGUGCCAUCCAGCAGAGAACACCCUGCCAGCCUGGGGCCAGUCUGGAGAGUUUGUGGGAUGUGAUGCCUGACCCAGGGAACUGGCACUGGGCCAAGGAGCCAGGCAGCGCCACAGCAAUCACCAGUCUGAUAAGAGAUCUCAGCCUCGGCAACGGCAGCAUAGCCACCCCCCACUGUCACACCAUGUCCACCACUGCACACUACACCACUACAGCUAUCAGCCAAGCCCCUACGGCACCCCCAAGCAAACGCCAGUGUCGCUCCCUGUCAUUCUCAGACGAAUUCAGUGGGUUUCGCUCAUCUUGGAGGCCCCAAGGUUCCCGGGUGUGGACACCAGUGGAGAAACGAAGGUGCCACAGUGGAGGAAGUGUCCGAGGAGGAGGGGGUUUCUCUGGCAGCCAUUUUCCUGCCGUGCAGCGUAGCUCCAGCUUUAGUUUGCCCUCACGCUCCAGCAUCCCUUCAGAUGGAGCCCUGGACCUGCCAUUCUUUAACCAGCGACUGCCUCUCCUCCCUCAGUUCACAGCCUCUCCAGUCUCCCCUACAUCUCCUUCCUCCCAUCAUCACCACUCUUGCCAUCACCACUUCCUCAGGCCUCUCUCGCUCUCCCACGAGCAGAUCAGCCUGCCAGAACUCCAGAGGGAAGAGGCGUCGGAGGCCAGCUCUCCAGACUCCACCCCAGAAUUAGGGAGACGAGCCGGCCAGAGACCCGGGGGCACGGGGUGUCUGUCACGGAGCAGGUCCCAGCCUUGCGUGCUAAACGACAAAAAGAUUGGUAUGAAGCGUAGGAGACCAGAAGAUGCCCAGGAGCAGCGGCCCUCCCUGGACCUGGCAAAGAUGACUCAGAAACUUCAGACUUUUCAGAGCUUGAGCUGCCCUGGAUUCUCUUCCACCGAUGGCUGCCAAUCAAGCCUGCCCCCUCCCACCUCUGAGACCUCCAGCCAACCAGUUUUGGACUUCACUGCUAUGCCAGAGAUGGGACUGGAGUCACGGCAGGAAGUGGCAAAAGAUGAGGAGGAAGAGGAUUCAUCCUACGAGGAGCUGGAUAGCGACUCGGCUUGUAGCGUGGAUUCACGGCCCGGGUCUCCUGUAGGCAUCGUGGGUGGUAAACACACCCUCUGGAAGGGUGACUGCGGGACACAGAGGGACAUUUUCCAGCUCGGGGGAGAGCUGGAUCUUGACCAGAUUGAGAGAAACUGAAAAUUUUAUAGGAGAUAAUAAAAAGACCGUGUCUGGACUGAUGUAGGAAGGUUUUGGACAUUGAUGAUGUACCAAGAGAGGACUAUUAAGAAGGGCUAUGAGAAAGAGUGGAGGAUGUUUUUGUCAAUUUCUAAAGGGAAAGAUGAGGAAGAUGUUAUAGAUGAUAAAGGAUUAAGUAUGUUGUUAACGGCUGGUUUCUUAAUGACACAUUUGGCUUGAACAUUCUUACUGUUUGAAUCAAAAAGCAGUGACCUUAGUUGUUUUAUUGGGUAUUCAGCUUAACUCAGGAGUAGGAAAGUGAGGGUUAGUCUUAAAAGCCCCCACUGUCUUUUCAACCUGAUGACCUUUCCAAAGUCAGCUAACCAUAGAUUUGUAGCUCUGUAGCAGUACCUGGGCUUUCCUGUAUUAAGCCCGAGUUUUUUUUUUGUUGUUGUUUUCUUUUUCUCAGAGAAAGUGGGGGGCGUCAAUGAUGGGGUGAAACAGGGAGGGGUAAACAACAGGAAGAAGUAUCUUCUCGCAGACUUACCCAUGACCUUUCUCUUCAUCUUUUGUGCACACAUUAAAUCAGAUUUUUGUUUUUGUGCUGAAUGUAGGCUCAAUAAGCUUUAUGAGGAGUUCGGAAAACGACAGUGCCUUCUUUUGGAUGCUUGUUCCAGCUGUUCUCUUCAAGAAACUAGCCUCAAUCGAAGCCACCUUUUCUGACCUUUUUGUAGUUUCUUAAUAUGCAAAUUGUAUAUUUGAAUUCAACACUGAAUCUCAAGUUUUCAGUUCUAAUAUCAAUGUAUAUUUUUCUAAGUGACUGUUUUUUAUGAGCUGUUUGCGAAAAGAGAAAGAAGGUCUUUCUUCUAACAGAAUGGACAUGAAAUAAAUUUACAACCUGCA
Dicentrarchus labrax (European seabass) is the source of this 2612-nucleotide messenger RNA. Its product is annotated as protein FAM53B. The record is from RefSeq and is a predicted model, not a curated record. Bases 366 to 1730 code for a protein of 454 amino acids. NCBI's taxonomy places the organism in Eukaryota, Metazoa, Chordata, Actinopteri, Moronidae. Gene Ontology annotation, cellular component: nucleus. The transcript is spliced from 5 exons. Gene Ontology annotation, biological process: protein import into nucleus; positive regulation of canonical Wnt signaling pathway.